Rotaria sordida is the source of this 405-nucleotide messenger RNA. NCBI's taxonomy places the organism in Eukaryota, Metazoa, Rotifera, Eurotatoria, Philodinida, Philodinidae. The record is from the annotation of a GenBank genome assembly.
AUGCUAGCUAUUAACACUAGUGUAGCAAAAAGCACAAACAAGACUCCUUUUCAAGUAGUUUUUGGCCAACAUCCAUGUACAGAGGACGAUAUUUGGAAAACCAUUUUCAAUCGUCAACAACAAGGUGGUAUUAGUACAAUGAUUUUAGAAGAAGAUUUAUCUGAUGACAUUGCAAGUAUAAGUAGGGAAGUGGAUGAAGAUGAAUCUCGAUCAACUUCUGUUCAAGGUGAUGAUAAGACUGAACAGUUAAAUACGAAUGAAAAAAUGAUACAUAAUGAAGAUCAAGAAGAAGAUAAUGAUAAAGAUGAUAUACAACAAGAUAUUGUAAUUGAUCAUGAAGAAUGUGUCGAUGAAACUGAAUUGCCACAGAAUAAAGCUAAUUUAAAUAUUAAUUUAAAUUCUUAA